Molecule: messenger RNA, 2344 nt
Organism: Brassica rapa (field mustard)
Lineage: Eukaryota; Viridiplantae; Streptophyta; Magnoliopsida; Brassicales; Brassicaceae
Product: squamosa promoter-binding-like protein 9
Cellular component (GO): nucleus
Molecular function (GO): DNA binding
Source: RefSeq, a predicted model, not a curated record
AUUCACGCUGAGCUGAUCUUAAACUUUUUUUUACACCGAUCAUUCAAGUUCUUAUCCGAUAUUCUGUAACUGAAUAAGUUUUUACAUUUUUCUACUGUUGAUCAUUUACAUACUCACAUCUAAAGAAUAAGGUUUUAAGCUAUAUAAAACUUAAACCGAUCUCAUAAUUAACCUCCUUACAUCUAUUUUCUAACAGCUUACUUUUAGUGUAUAUUCAAAUGAUUUUCUUUCAAACAUGCAUGCUUAACGUGUCAAAAUCAAUUCCAAAACAAAAAUAAAGAUUUCAUUUCCUUAAAAAUAUGUGGCCGCAAGCAAGCGAAUCAAGUAACUACUAUCUAAAAACGGAAUAUAUAACGGGAUUAGUUGAAAGAUAUUUUGGUUUGGUUUGGUUGGUUGGUUGGGAUAAUUUUCACCACAGUUGGUUGAUAAGCAUUUAGUUUGAGUACUCUAUUUAAUUCUAUUCCGUUUAUUUUGGUUUGAUAAACAUUCAGCUCAGAACUUAGUUCAAAACCCAGUCAAAUUUGUGGUAGAUUUUGGUGUUCAGAAACCCAAAAUAUCAUCUCCAUUUAUUAUUUGCCAACCUCAUAAUGCCAAUGGUGGACCAAAAGAAAAACAUGCAUUUAUUUAUUCGUUUGAAAAAAAAAAAGAGAGAAACAAAUGCGUUUAACUUGUCAAAUAAUUGAACCGAAAAAAAUCUAUAAAAAAGUUGAAAACGUGAACAGUAUAAAGUAAAAAUAAUAAUAAAAAGAUGUGUACAUGAUGAAAGACCUCUCCAAUGUUCAUUUGCCUCAAGUUUCUUCUAACUCCAAGAUUGGAAACUGCUACAUCUCUCUCUAACAGACAACAGUUUAGUCUGUGUCCGUACCGUUUUACUUACUGUCUUUGUCUAUCGCCACUCUCGUCUCUUUUUCUUUGCUUCUAUUGUCUCCCUCUCUCUCUCUCUCUUGUUUGCUUUCUUCCCCUUUCGUCCUUUCUUUAAACCAAGACAGUUAGGUUUGAGAGAGAGAGAGAGAAUGAUAAGCAAGUACUCUCUUUCUGUCUGAAUAAAAGGAAACAAAUAUGAAUAUGGGUUCCAACUCGGGUCAGGGUCUUGGUCCGGGUCAGGCAGAGUCCGGUGGUUCAUCGAAUGAGUCAUCCUCUUUCAGCGGAGGGCUCAUGUUUGGGCAGAGGAUCUACUUCGAGGACGGUGGAGGUGGGUCUUCUUCCUCCGGCGGGUCAAACAGAAGGGUUCGUGGAGGCGGGUCGGGUCAAUCAAGCCAGAUACCAAGGUGCCAAGUGGAAGGUUGUGGAGUGGAUCUAACCAAUGCAAAGGGUUACUACUUGAGGCACAGAGUUUGUGGAAUGCACUCUAAAACACCUAGAGUCAUUGUUGCUGGUAUCGAACAGAGGUUUUGUCAACAGUGCAGCAGGUUUCAUCAGCUUCAAGAAUUUGACCUAGAGAAAAGGAGUUGCCGUAGGAGACUCGCUGGUCAUAAUGAGCGACGGAGGAAGCCACAGCCUGCGUCUCUCUCGGUGUUGUCUUCUCGUUAUGGGAGGAUAGCACCUUCCCUUUACGGAAAUGCUGAAACUACAAUGAAUGGGAGCUUUCUUGGUUCCCAAGAUAUGAGUUGGACGAGUUCAAGAACGUUGGAUACAAGAGUAAUGAGACGGCCAGUGGCAACACCAUCAUGGCAGAUCAAUCCAAUGGAUGUGUUUAGUCAAGGAUCAGUAAGUGGAGGAGGAGGGAUAAGCUUCUCAUCUCCAGAGAUUAUGGACACUAAACCAGAGAGCUACAAGGGUAUUGGCGGUGACUCAAACUGUGCUCUCUCUCUUCUGUCAAAUCCACAUCAGCCAGCAGACAACAACAACACAUGGAGAACUUCUUCAGGUUUUGGUCCUAUGACGGUUACAAUGGCUCAGCCACCACCUGCACCUAGCCAGCAUCAGUAUCUGAACCCGCCUUGGGUGUUCAAGGACGAUGAUAAUAACUGUCCGAAUGAUAUGUCUCCUGUUUUGAACUUGGCCCGGUUCACUGAGACAGAUACGACAAUGGGUGAGUUCGAGUUAUCUGAUCAUCAUCAUCCUCAACAUCAAAAUAGGAGGCAGUACAUGGAAGAUGAGAACACAAGGGCUUAUGACUCUUCUUCACACCAUAACAACUGGUCUCUCUGAGUCUCUUUGCCUCAAAAAGUAGACUACUCUUUGCAAUAUCUUAUCUUUUUCUUUCUUUCUGUUAUUUGCUAUUAAUAAACCAGACAAUGGCUUUUGUUUUUAUUCUUCUUAUUGUUGUUCUCUCUUCAACUUAAGAGAUAAUUUUGAGCAUUAUGAUCAUCAAUAUCACAUAAAUGUUUCAUAUAUUGAUCUA